Molecule: messenger RNA, 3497 nt
Organism: Pygoscelis adeliae (Adelie penguin)
Lineage: Eukaryota; Metazoa; Chordata; Aves; Sphenisciformes; Spheniscidae
Gene: RAB9B
Product: RAB9B, member RAS oncogene family
Exons: 2
Coding region: 100-705 (201 amino acids)
Biological process (GO): retrograde transport, endosome to Golgi; Rab protein signal transduction
Cellular component (GO): lysosome; late endosome; phagocytic vesicle
Molecular function (GO): GTPase activity; GTP binding
Source: RefSeq, a predicted model, not a curated record
UGUUAUGCUGGAGGAAGGUGUUCCCUGGACAGUCCUGGAGACAGCAGCACUAUUUCUAGAGCAGAUUGCCUUGGUACUGCGUCCCUCCAUCCUGCUGCAAUGAGUGGGAAGUCCUUGCUCUUAAAGGUCAUUCUCCUUGGGGAUGGUGGAGUUGGGAAAAGUUCCCUCAUGAACCGGUACGUCACCAACAAGUUUGACUCGCAGGCUUUCCACACAAUUGGUGUGGAAUUCUUAAACCGGGACCUGGAGGUGGAUGGACGUUUUGUGACCCUCCAGAUUUGGGACACUGCGGGACAGGAGAGAUUCAAGAGCCUGCGAACCCCCUUUUACAGGGGAGCAGACUGCUGCCUGCUGACCUUCAGCGUGGAUGACCGGCAGAGCUUUGAGAACCUCAGUAACUGGCAGAAGGAGUUUGUCUAUUAUGCUGACGUGAAGGACCCUGAACACUUCCCAUUUGUAGUCCUGGGCAACAAGAUAGACAAGCUUGAGAGACAAGUGCGCACAGAGGAGGCCCAGGCCUGGUGCAUGGAAAAUGGUAACUAUCCAUACCUGGAGACUAGUGCCAAGGAUGACACCAAUGUGGCAGUGGCCUUUGAGGAGGCUGUGCGACAGGUGCUGGCGGUGGAGGAGCAGCUAGAGCACUGCAUGCUGGGCCACACCAUUGACCUGCACUCCAGCUCCAAGUCAGGGUCUUCCUGUUGUUAAGAGUGGCUGCUGCUUCAGGAAUGUCACUCGAGCCGGCGGCUGGAUCGGAAUAAGUACAGGCAGCUCUGGGGCACUCUGAGGAGAGUGGCUGCAAGGACAAUAGGUGGCUUGCUACUGGAGAGUUGCAGCCUCACCAUCUGAAUUCUGGCUGGAGUCUUCAGGCACAAAGGAUAUAUCUGCAGGAGGGAGCUGUCAAAAGAGCAUGUGAACGUAGUCCUGCUUCCAUCUCUGCCUCUUUUAGCAGGUUUAAAGGACUGGAUUAAAGUCCUUUAAAUUCACUAAAGACAGUGAAUGCUGAUCUGUACCAAGAACUGCCUCCUGAACAAAGCUGAGAGCGCUCUAGACACUCUUUGAAGUAUUUUAGUCCUGAACUCAAAAAAAAAUACUAGACCCACUAAACUCAUGACCUUACUGCCAAAGGAAAGUUUGCUCAGCAUACUGAAAGAAACCUGUUGUAGAGACUCUAGCCCACACGACUGUGAGAAUGCCAAAUACUAGAGUGGCUGAGAUAUAUGUCUAUCUGUUGUUUGGGAUAAGUGCAUUGUCCUGAGACUGAAUUGUGCUGAGAAUUGUUAGAGCUCUGAUCUGAAGCAACAUACAAAGGAGAGAUGGACCUGUGUUUGAAUGUGGCAACAUCGCUUCUUUGUAGCUGCCUAUUUCUGAUCUGUUUUUCCUCACCUCUAACUUUGUCUUGUGUGACUGUUAUUUUGUGGAGAGACUGUCUGCUUCUUGUUUAAUAUAUGUUUCCUUGUCUCUUCUGGAGGCUCAACGCCGAAUCUUGCUUCUCAUACCUUGAAGGCCUGGAUAAAAAAUACCGAUGUGGACACUUGCCGGGUCAUGUCAAAGGGUUUAGAGUUACUCAGGAGUUCAGGAGAUCUGGAGCGUGAAACUUCAGCUGGUUUCUGUCACAGGUAAUUGCCGUGUCCAGAUGAUAUGCUCUAGCAGACCGGAUGGUAGGUGGGUGGGAUAUCUCCUAGGUGUGCAGGUGGCUGGGAGAGUCAUGUGGUCAGCUGUUAAAUCCACUCACUCGGUGUGCGGGGCUGGUGACCGCUGUGCUUCAUUAGCUGGCGGACCAGCAUCUUCAGUUGCUUUAGCAUGGACGUUCCCAUCUGGAUGCUGCAACAUAGGGCCAUUCACUUUAUUACCUGUUGUGUCAGGUGCAGUGCUGCUGAGCACAGUUAACUCAUGCCGUUGUCCUGGCCCUUACUCCCUAAUGGGGAGUCCAGUACGUUUUAUCUAUAAUUCAUCUGACAGACUUUACUGGUAGUCCACUCAGUUAACUGGCCUUUGUUAAUGGCUGCUGUGUUCAGUACAUUGGGGAGACAGCUGCACUGGUUCCACCUCUGUUCAAGGUGGCUGAAAAAUGGUAUGGGAGGGGGGCAGGGAACCUUCUAGAAAAGGACACUAGGCUUUGCUGAUUGCAGUUCCUGCACCCUGCUAGGUGUUAGUCCCAAGCUAUCUGUGUAGCAGAGAGAUGAGUGCUUGCUGACUGCUGUCUUUACCAUUAUAACCUCAUGUCCUGCAACUUCCCAUGCAAGCAUUUGCCCAAAACUAUGACUUUGCCCAUAAGCACAUAGCAGCCUGCCAUGGGGAGAGCUUCCCCGAGUACGUAUCCGCUAGCUGCUGAAUGCGAUUCCCACUGUGAUGAGCUACUGGAUGGUAAAUUUUGUAGCUCAAAUCGAGCAGCCUCACUUACGCUGUGCUUUAGAGCAGGGUAAUCUCUGCCCUUGUGCUGGCUGGUGGCAGCUAAUCCCCAUCGCCGAGCGGUCUUUGAGCAUGUGGGGAGUCUCCUCUGGCGGAACUUGGGGUGAUCCUGCCCAUCUCUGCAGGGCAGCCACAUAUGGAAGGGACUGAAGCUUUACUGCAAAGUGCUUUAGAGGGAUCUGAUUUCUAAACAGGGCUGGACACUCAUAUUCAUGGGGAUAGAUAGGGAGUGCUUGCAGUCUCUGGAAAACCAGGUCCCUUGAGGUAUAGGAGAAGGCUCUGCCUCUGUAGGUGCAACAGAUUUUUACAGGAUAUUAAAGUUAUUGUUACUGUUUGUUUACCGAUGUCUGACCUCCCCAGGCCUCGAUUUUUCUUCAGUUUAACACUGCUUGAUAUUUCCUUCAAGAUCCCAGACUGUGACCUAUGGUUCCGAUUUACGUCUCUGAACAGACACGUUCCCCUGGUGCUGGUUUGUGCAGGGGCCCCGGGGCCGGAGCAGGCUCAGGCCCUUGUGCACUGCCUGGCCCCCCCAGAGGGGCUGCUGAGGGAGCUCCCUGCAGGUGAAACUGCAGCUUCACCAGCUUGGGUCUCAUGGGAUCUGGGUAAGGACUAGCACCUCCUGUGGGAGAGGGCAGAGACUGAACAAGCCACGGUGUAGAAGGCAAGGGUGCAGCAUGCUGUUUGCAGUACCCUGGGUGUGUGUUGAUGCUGAUAGCUGAAGCUCAAGAGCCUCAUUGUGCACAGGCUGAGCAGACGGUAUGUAUUGCCAGAGGGUGUUACACACAUCUUUUAUUCCUAACAGACAUUGGAUUAUUGACUAUAAAAAAUAAAAGCUAUUUUAUUAGGCUUAUGUGUUUUAAAAAUCCAUUUAAAAAAGUAUAGUAUAAUAUUUAAAUUGUUUAAUUUAUUUUAAAUGAUACGCACAAUUUCCAAAGGAGCUAGGAUUUUGAACUCUUUCUUGCAAAGGUCAGUGCCAACAGCCAUCCCCUCCCUGUGUCCACUCAUGUUGCUGUGGUUGUUGCUAUUGCUACAGAACUGGAAUUGUAAAACCGAGAUUCUACCUUUAUUUAAGCAAAUAAAACGUGGAU